AUGAGCAACCCUUACCAGAAAAGCAACACCAACAACAACCCGAACUCGUACGAGAUGGGUAACUACAACAAGUACUCGUCUGGCUCCAACGAAGAUGACUUUGUCUCGUUCAUGAACGAGGUACAAGACAUAAAUAACUCGUUGGACCAGUACUCAAACUUGAUCAACUUGAUCUCCAACAAGCAGAGAAACUUCAUCCAGGAGUUGGACUUGAACGAGGAUGACACUGAAUACAGCUCCAAGCAGAUUGAUACCCUUGUUGCUGAGGCACAGUCGUUACAGUUGGACUUGAAGAAGAGAAUCAAAAACAUCCAGACCCAAGCUGCGCACGCCAGAGACCAGACCAAGAUCGACCAGGCUGAGAACUCGAGAAAGAGAUUCUUGGACUUGAUCCAGGAAUACCGUUUGGUGGAAGUCAACAACAGAGAACAGACCAAGGCUCAGGCCGAGAGACAAUAUAAGAUCAUAAAACCAGAUGCCAGCGAUGCUGAAAUCAAGGCUGUGGUUGAAGACGGGUCAGACACACAACAGUACUUCCAACAAGCUCUUUUGCAGUCUAACAGAAGAGGCGAGGCUAGAACCGUUUUGAACGAAGUCCAAGUCAGACACCGUGAAUUGUUAAAGUUGGAAAAGACCAUGGCCGAAUUGACUCAGUUGUUCCACGACAUGGAAGAAUUGGUCAUUGAACAAGACCAACCUAUCCAACAGAUCGAUGAACAAGUCGCCAAUGCCCAGCACGAUAUCGAACAGGGUGUUGGUCACACCAACAAGGCUGUAGCCUCUGCCAGAGCUGCCAGAAAGAAGAAGUUGUGGUGUCUUGCCAUCUGUGUUCUUAUUGUAAUUAUUCUUGCUGCUGUUUUGGGUGGAUACUUCGGUUCCCGUUAG
This is a messenger RNA of Scheffersomyces stipitis CBS 6054, 885 nucleotides long. RefSeq names its product syntaxin (gene SSO2). NCBI's taxonomy places the organism in Eukaryota, Fungi, Ascomycota, Pichiomycetes, Serinales, Debaryomycetaceae. Bases 1 to 885 code for a protein of 294 amino acids. The transcript has a single exon. The record is from RefSeq and is a predicted model, not a curated record. Gene Ontology annotation, molecular function: SNARE binding; SNAP receptor activity. Gene Ontology annotation, cellular component: endomembrane system; SNARE complex; plasma membrane. Gene Ontology annotation, biological process: vesicle fusion; exocytosis; intracellular protein transport.